AUGUCGUCAUCAGAAACCUCGAUGGGCCCCAUUGGUAUCGACCUUGAUUCUCAAAAUCCCCUCAGCUCUCGUUUAGAUGAGCUCGUCCGCUCCGGUGCUUUGACGGUCGGUCAGGGUCAUGAGCUCACGCUUGACAAGGACGGCCUUCCCAUUUUCCUCGAAUCGCCCGUCGCCCCUCAGUCUGUGGAUUGGAACAGUGCCCGGAAGGCCCUUUGCCAGUUGAGGGAUCAGGGUGUUUCCCGCGAAGGGGAUGUCGACAUUAUAGCGUGGAAUAUAGCCAUGGAUGCCCAUAAAUUCACAAUGCAAAGCCUUGAGCUCUUGGAGAGUCUUCUUGAGCUUCUCGAGGCCAAGAAAUUAGAUGCCGAUCGACUGAAACGGAUCAAUGAAAUGGCUCACGAUUUCCCGGAGCACGCAUGCGAUCUAGUGGGCAUCUCCACCCCUGACGAUAUCGAUAACAAUUUAUGGGACGAUGGCCUAGCAGAGAUGGUUCUGGACAAGAACAUUAAAGUAUACCGACGCAUCAAUGAGGCCUGGUCAGCGCUCCGUGACGGCCAACGACGAGGCUUCCUAGGAUCGUCGACCGAGCCCGAGCGGCACCUCCGUCGCUUUCUCGACCUUGAUGUGAUCAAGGCACUGAAAGGAUGGAGAGACCACGAUGCUUUUGUGAUCCUGGAGCGCAAGGCUAUUACAGCUCAUCGAUUGCGACAGGCAUCGACCUAA
This is a messenger RNA of Fusarium keratoplasticum, 720 nucleotides long. RefSeq lists its product as uncharacterized. Bases 1 to 720 code for a protein of 239 amino acids. The transcript is spliced from 2 exons. The record is from RefSeq and is a predicted model, not a curated record. NCBI's taxonomy places the organism in Eukaryota, Fungi, Ascomycota, Sordariomycetes, Hypocreales, Nectriaceae.